AUGAGUACAGCACCCACAUCGAACGAUUUAUCGGAUUCUUGUAUAAUAUGUUCCAGUAAACAUGAACGAAUUCGACCAUCUUUAUGUCAAUGCAAGCAUUGUUCUAGAUCGCUUUGUUUUGAUUGUAUGAAAGAUCAUCAUGAUGAAUUGCAACUAAGUAUCGCACAAGUUUCAAAUCGAUAUAAUGAGCUUAAACAAUUAAUAGAUACAAAAAUAAUAUUAAUUACAAAGGAAACUGUUGCAUCAAAACGCGAAUUAAGUGAAUGGUAUACAACAUUGAUUGAUAGUCUUACUGUGGAAAAAGAAAGCAUUGAUUUGAAUAUUGAGAAAGAAGAACAAAAAGCAAAGAAAUUUGUUUAUGAAAUAGAAUCAGAAAUGCAAACUUUCCAAGAUGAUAUUCAAACUUUUACAAAGAACAACACUUUUCGAUCAGAGAAUUUGACAAAAAUCUUUGAAAAACUCGAUGAACUUAUUCAAAGAUUAGAUUCAUUAUCAUAG
Molecule: messenger RNA, 498 nt
Organism: Rotaria socialis
Lineage: Eukaryota; Metazoa; Rotifera; Eurotatoria; Philodinida; Philodinidae
Source: the annotation of a GenBank genome assembly